AUUCUUUUCUCCCUUCCCCCCCUCUCUCUUACACCCUCCCUUCUCCGUUGUAUAGUCCCAUUCUACUCUCUUCCACUGUUUCUCCUUCAAGGGUAUGAGACUCUGAGAUACGCUUCUUUGACUGUCUCAGCUUUCUUUAUUGAUACCGGUGCCGUGAUAACGUGUGUUGAAACACUGGUUCUAAUUUCACCGCUGAGUGGCACCCCUUGCAACCUUGGAUUUCCUGACAUUCCCUUUUUUCACCCCGAAUCAUGACCGUCGCGAUCCCUCUCAUCUGGAUCACUGCAAUCAUCGUCCUCGCAUUUACGGUGAUCGCUGCAUCCGUCUUUGUUAAAAUCUACCAAGAUCGUCACGAUCGCGACGCUUUCGUGACCGUGGUCUGCGUUCUAUCCCUCACCUCUCUCCUUGCGACCGUUUGCCUUCUGCCUGUCGAUAUUGCUCUCGUCUCCGGUACCACAAACAAUGCCACGGGCCUCAAGAAGGACUGGGCGGGUCCGGAAACUGUCGCGCAUAUUAUUCUGGGCUUGAAGAUUGUCUACUACCUACUCUAUUCACUUGAUGUGAUUAUGUGUCUUCUUGUCAUCCCCUUUGCCUAUUUCUGGUACGAGGAAUGGGAUGUCGAUGCUACCACGAGCGGAAGGAUCAAGGGGGCUAUGAAAUAUAGCUUCUGCUUCCUCAUGUUAGUAAUAAUUUUACUUGUGGUAGGAUUCUUUCUUCCUGUCGCACGGGAGACAAAGGGGCAUUUGGACCUCGAUUACUUCAAGAAGUUGCUCCUGGAAAAUCACGGAGAACGCGCGUUGACAUUCAUCACUGGAACCUUGCUAUGCCUCGGAAUUGUUCCCUACGUUUUCUACACAGCUCCUGGACUUGCCCUUACGCCCCAACUUCUCAUUAGAUCUAUACGCGGUGCAUCCCUUCCAUCAAUCUCAGCUUCGGCGCACCAAGAUUUGCUCUUGAAUCGCGAGAGGCAGAGGAUUAUCGAGGCAAGAUACGCCGGCGGACCUAGCUCUAGGUUUACCGCCAAAGAUAGACGCGAGUUAGAAGGCCUACAGCGUGAAGAGAGAAGUCUUGUGCGCAGACAGAGAGUUGCCGAAGAAGGUACCCAUGGUACACGGAAAUGGCUUGGGAAGCUACAGGCUAUUGGGAGGCCUUUCGAGAUCCUCCUUGGGAUCUUGGUCCUUCUGUUGUCGAUCUCGAUAUUCAUCUCAAUGUUGAUGACCUCGAUUGACAAAUCCAAGAACUCUGUGUGUGGGAAAAGCUGCGGAUACAUACUUGCCAAGAUGAACAUCCCGAACCCUAUCAAUUGGCUGUUUGUUGCUACUAGCAAAGUAUUUCCCAUCGACUAUAUCCUAGCUUUGAUUCUUGUCUUGGACCUAUUUAUUGCCAGCGUUGUAGGAACGGCAUUCGUUGGAAUCAGGUUCUUGUGGGUAUCAAUAUUUCGGAUCAGGCCUGGCCAUACGAAGCCACAAGGUCUGUUGAUGGCAACAGUCAUUUUAACCCUCACAGUUUUGGCUGCCAAUUACUCGAUUACCAUGAUCAUUGCCCCACAGUACGCCCACUACGGUGGACAAAAGUUCUGCAAUAAGACUAUACUGGAAACUGGCACUGGGCCUCAAGACAUCUGCACACCAACUUUCGUCUCAACAUUCCUUAACCGUGUCACGCUCAACUUUCCCUACUUUGGCGCAUUCGCCUUCUGGUCGCAAUUCGCUUUCCUAGGUGUUUACCUCAUCACCCUCCUUACAGGUCUUGUCAGGCCCCCGAAAUCUGGAAACAGGGAGGCCGAAGAUGAAGAUGCUGAGAAUGACGAAGAUGAGAGCCUUCUCACUGGUGCCGGCCGCAGAGUUAAUGCUGCUUGGGAGGAUAUUAGAGGACAGACUGGCGAGCGCAGGAAUUAUGGCACCGAUGCCAGAGUUAGAGGUGGAGAUGACGCAUAAUAUACUUUCGUUUUGGGGACUAGAAUGGGGUUUGCGAAUUUUGGAGUCAUAUGGUUGGAUAGGGUUUGUUUUUAUUUAUUUUUCCGUCAUAGUCUAGGGUUUCUUUUUUUCUUCUGUUCUAGCUUUAUGGUAUCCUAUACCACCGUCGUGCAAAUUCGUUGGAGGGUGGAUUGGGUGCGUGAAUGGAAAUAGUUGAGUUAUUAAAUACGGUACUGGAAUUG
Messenger RNA from Tuber melanosporum (Perigord truffle), 2158 nucleotides. RefSeq lists its product as uncharacterized. The coding region runs from base 252 to 1937 and encodes 561 amino acids. NCBI's taxonomy places the organism in Eukaryota, Fungi, Ascomycota, Pezizomycetes, Pezizales, Tuberaceae. Gene Ontology annotation, cellular component: vacuolar membrane. The transcript has 6 exons. The record is from RefSeq and is a predicted model, not a curated record. Gene Ontology annotation, biological process: protein localization to vacuole.